This is a messenger RNA of Sphenostylis stenocarpa, 270 nucleotides long. The record is from the annotation of a GenBank genome assembly. NCBI's taxonomy places the organism in Eukaryota, Viridiplantae, Streptophyta, Magnoliopsida, Fabales, Fabaceae.
AUGGGUCUCCCAAUUCGUGUCACCAUUAUUGUAAUUUGCUCUCUCUGUAUCAUAUGUAACAAUGGCGUUGAAGCGUUUCAUAGCAUAUACCCAGGUCUUCAAUCCAUUUCAGCACGUUCUGUGAGUAAACUUCACAGAACUGCAUACCAUUUCCAACCUCGUAGGAACUGGAUCAACGUUGAUUCUGCAAUCAUGCAAGCGGGACUCUUUUCUAGGGCACAAUCACAAUCACAUGCAUCAAGCUCUAACUUGUGUUUUAGUGCGGUGUAG